This is a messenger RNA of Populus euphratica (Euphrates poplar), 3731 nucleotides long. Its product is annotated as LRR receptor-like serine/threonine-protein kinase GSO2. The record is from RefSeq and is a predicted model, not a curated record. Bases 77 to 3532 code for a protein of 1151 amino acids. NCBI's taxonomy places the organism in Eukaryota, Viridiplantae, Streptophyta, Magnoliopsida, Malpighiales, Salicaceae. The transcript is spliced from 9 exons. Gene Ontology annotation, molecular function: protein binding.
GACCUCUAUGGUUGCCCAAAGGCACAUAACAAACAACAAUAUUCUACGUAGUACGUAGUUCAUAGAAUUAUCUAAGAUGAUGAUGAAAAGAAUGGGGGCUUGGAUGUUGCUAGCAUUAUUGACUUUGGUUGGCGAAUGGCAUGGUCGUUGUUAUGGGUGUUUGCAGGAAGAGAGGAUUGGUCUCUUGGAGAUCCAAUCUUUGGUCGACCCAUAUGGCGUUUACUUGAGAGAUUGGGUGGACAGUAGUAAUUGUUGUGAGUGGCCUAGGAUCGAGUGUGAUAACACUACAAGGCGAGUGGUCCGACUCUCUCUCGGGGGUGCAUGGGAUUUCCGCUUGGGCGAUUGGGUUCUCAACGGAUCUUUGUUUCUGCCUUUUAAAGAAUUGCAAAGUCUUGAAUUGAGAUGGACUGGAUUGGUUGGUUGCUUGGAGAAUGAAGGCUUCGAAGUCCUAUCAUCAAAACUGAGGGAACUUGGCCUAAGUGAUAACGGAUUUAAUAAAAAUGAUAAAAGCAUUUUGUCAUGUUUCAAUGGUAACCUUUCCACUCUCGAGUCUUUGGAUCUAUCAGGCAAUCGGUUGACAGCUGGAUCAGGAGGUAGCUUCUAUGGUCUCGAAGUCUUGUCAUCAAGGUUGAAAAAGCUGGAGAACCUUGAUCUAUGGGGGAAUCAAUGCAACGAUAGCAUUCUUCCAUCUCUAACUGGGUUUUCAUCUCUCAAGUCUUUGGAUCUGUCGUACAAUGAGUUGACAGGAUCAGGUCUCGAAGUCUUGUCAUCACGGUUGAAAAAGCUGCAGAACCUUCAUCUAGGGUCGAAUCAAUACGACGAUAGCAUUCUUCCAUCUCUAACUGGGUUUUCAUCCCUCAAGUCUUUGGAUCUGUCGUACAAUGAGUUGACAGGAUCAGGUCUCGAAGUCUUGUCAUCAAGGUUGAAAAAGCUGGAGAACCUUGACCUGGGUUGGAAUCAAUACAACGAUAGCAUUUUUCCAUCUCUAACUGGGUUUUCAUCCCUCAAGUCUUUGGAUCUGUCGUACAAUGAGUUAACAGGAUCAGGUAUAAUACACAGUUUUGAGAUCAUAUCAUCACAUUUGGGGAAACUCGAGAACCUGGACCUGAGCUAUAAUAAUAGAUUCAACGACAGCGUUUUAUCACAUCUGCGUGGGCUUUCUUCUCUCAAGUCUUUAAAUUUAUCAGGCAAUAUGUUGCUAGGAUCGCCGCCGACUGUCAAUGGGACUUUCUUCAAUUCUAGCACCCUUGAAGAAUUGCAUCUAGAUUAUACUUCUCUCCCAAUAAACUUUCUCCAGAACAUUGGAGCAUUGCCUGCUCUUAAAGUUUUGUCUGUUGCUGAAUGUGACCUCCAUGGCACCCUACCCGCUCAAGGUUGGUGUGAAUUGAAGAAUUUGAAGCAGUUAGAUCUUGCUAGAAAUAAUUUUGGAGGUUCACUCCCAGAUUGUUUGGGGAACUUGUCAUCUCUACAACUAUUAGAUGUUUCUGAUAACCAGUUUACUGGAAAUAUUGCCUCUAGUCCUCUUACCAACCUCAUAUCCCUUGAAUUCCUCUCACUAUCAAAUAACCUCUUUGAAGUUUCUGCUUCAAUGAAGCCUUUAAUGAACCACUCAAGCCUCAAGUUCUUCUCCAGUGAGAACAACAGACUAGUAACGGAACCUGCUGCCUUUGAUAAUUUGAUUCCAAAGUUCCAACUAGUUUUUUUCUGCUUGUCAAGUAAUCCAACAUCGGAAGCACUCAAUGUAGAAAUUCCCGACUUCCUCUAUUACCAAUACGACUUAAGAGUCCUUGAUCUCUCCCACAACAACAUCACCGGAAUGUUUCCAUCGUGGUUGCUUAAGAACAAUACACGAAUGGAGCAACUAUAUCUGAGCGAGAACUCCUUUGUUGGUACUUUGCAGUUGCUAGAUCACCCAUAUCCGAAUAUGGCCGAAUUAGAUAUAUCCACCAACAACAUGAAUGGUCAAAUUCCAAAAGAUAUUUGUUUGAUCUUUCCAAAUAUGUGGAUCUUAAUGAUGGCUAAGAAUGAAUUCACAGGUUAUAUUCCUUCUUGUUUAGGAAAUAUUAGCUCUCUUUCAUUUUUAGAUUUAUCCAACAAUCAAUUGUCUACAGUAAAACUAGAACAACUAACAACAAUAGAGGUUCUCAAGCUGUCAAACAACAAUUUGGGUGGGCAAUUACCGACCUCGGUGUUCAAUUCUUCUGGCCUGUCUUCUCUCUACCUAAGUCAUAACAAUUUUUGGGGUCAGAUAUCAGAUAUUCCAUUAUGUGGGUGGAAAGAGUGGAAUGUAUUGGAUUUGAGUAACAAUCAAUUUUCAGGCAUGUUCCAAGGAGCUUCGUUAAUUUUACGAGACUUGGAGCAAUUGAUUUUUCCAAAAACCAUUUUAAGGGUCCGAUUCCAAGAGACUUUUGUAAGUUUGACCAGCUUGAAUAUUUGGACCUUUCUGAGAACAACUUGUCUGGAAAUAUGCCAUCUUGUUUCAAUGCACCACAAAUACUCUUCCCUGGUUACAAUGGAUCUUCGAGAUAACACCUUCACCAGCUCCAUUCCAAAUUGGAUUGGCAAUCUUUCAUCACUGAGUGUUCUUCUUCUGAGGGAUAAUAUCUUUGAUGGUGAGCUCCCUGUUCAGUUAUGCUUGUUAGAACACUUAAGCAUUUUGGAUGUUUCACAAAACCAGCUCUCUGGUCCACUACCCACCUGUUUGGGCAAUCUUACUUUCAAGGAAAGUUCCCAUAAAGCAAUAGUGGAUUUCCAAUAUCGUUUUGGAUCAACGUCCAUAGAAAAAGCUUAUUAUGAAACAAUGGGUCCACCGCUAGUGGGUAGCAUGUACAGCUUGGAAAGGGGUUUUUUACUUAACUUCACAGAAGAAGUGACAGAAUUUAGAACUAAAAAUAUGUAUUAUGAGUACAAGGGGAAAGUUCUCAGCUACAUGUCUGGUAUUGAUCUCUCCAAUAACAACUUCAUAGGAGCAAUCCCACCAGAAUUUGGAAACUUAAGUAAGAUACUGUCAUUAAACUUAUCACACAACAAUUUCACUGGAUCUAUCCCUGCAACAUUCUCAAACCUAAAGCAUAUUGAGAGUUUGGAUCUUUCUUACAACAACUUGAAUGGUGUCAUCCCUCCACAACUUACUGAAAUUACCACACUGGAAGUUUUUAGUGUGGCACACAAUAACUUGUCAGGUAGGACACCUGAGAGAAAAUAUCAAUUUGGGACCUUUGACGAUGAAAACAGUUACGAAGGAAAUCCUUUCUUGUGUGGACCUCCAUUACGAAACAAUUGUAGUGAGGAAGCAGAGCCGUCACAGCCAGUGCCUAAUGAUGAACAAGGAGAUGAUGGUUUCAUAGAUAUGGAGUUCUUCUACAUCAGUUUCAGUGUAUGUUACAUAGUUGUGGUGAUGACCAUUGCAGCAGUUCUCUACAUCAAUCCACAUUGGCGACACAGGUGGUUGUUCUUCAUCGAAGACUGCAUUGAUACUUGCUACUAUUUUGUGGUGGAUAGUUUCCGCAAGUUCUCCAACUUCAGAAGGUGAAUUCUUCAGAAGGUGAAUUUGUUACAGGGAGACGGUCGUUCCUAGUUUGUGAUGAUUGUUUGUCUAGCUAUUGGUAAUUUGUAGUGUACUGCCUCUAAGCUCAGCCUUUCUAUUUGAUUAGUUAUUCGGGCUAAAUAUAUAAGCUGGACUUCUCAUUCCUGAAUCAUUAGGAAGGAAACUGAUUUGGAUUGGUCAUUGA